GAGAGAGAGAAUUGAAGAUGAGUGGGACUGGGAACCAUGGUUGGAAGGUUCUAAGUGGGAGUGAUCACUGGAAAGAUCUACUGGAGCCUUUGGAUUCGGAUCUCCGCCGCUACCUCAUUCACUACGGAACCAUGAUUGAACCCGUAGGCGAUGCUUUCAUAAACGAACCAGCUUCCAAAAAUGUGGGAUUGCCGCGAUACGCCAGGAGAAACCUCUUUCAAAACACAGGACUUGUGAAGGGAAACCCUUUCAAAUAUGAAGUGACCAAAUACUUUUAUGCACCAUCUCAAUUAUCACUCGACGCUCUAGGGUAUACUCUUUCGGAAUCGAAUUGGAUUGGAUACGUUGCUGUGGCCACGGAUGAAGGAAAAGCUGCUUUAGGACGAAGAGACAUUCUGGUUGUUUGGAGGGGAACAAUCCGACCCUUCGAGUGGAUUACUAAUAUCAUAUUCCUUUUUGUUAAUGCGCCAUUAAUCUUUGGCCAAAACUCUGAUCCUCUCGUGCAUAUGGGUUGGUACUAUAUGUACACCUCCGCCAUUCAAGAUUCUCCCCUCAAUGCAACCAGUGCCAGAGAUCAGAUUCGUGAAGAAGUUGCAAGACUUGUUGAGUUAUACAAGGACGAGGAAAUUAGCAUAACCGUGACAGGACACAGCUUGGGUUCAUCCAUGGCAACACUGAACGCAACAGACCUGGCUUUCAAUCCAAUCAACAAUAAUAAAGAUAUUCCUAUCACUGCUUUCUUGUAUGCAAGCCCCAAAGUAGGGGAUGAGAAUUUUAAAAAUGCCAUUUCUAAUCAACAAAACCUUCGUGUCUUGCGAAUCUCCGACGUCAAUGAUCCUGUUCCAUUAGUUCCGCCGUAUGGAUGGGGAGUUGGUGAAACCGAAGAAUCAAAAAUAGAUUACGUAGAUGUGGGGGUGGGUUUGGCGAUUGAAUCCAAGAAAUCCAACUAUUUGAAGCCUGAGGGCCUCAACUAUCACGACUUGAUGCUUUAUUUGCAUGGAAUUGACUUAUACCAGACGCCUGAAGGAGCGUUUGAGCGUAAGGGAGACUUUGAUCUUGCCAAAGUUAAUAAGUAUCAGGAUGCUUUGAAAGACGAGAAUCGUAUACCAAUAGCAUGGUUUAACAUAAAGGAUAAAGGAAUGGUUCAGCAGGACGAUGGGAAUUAUAUCCUUGACGAUCAUGAGCCAGAUGAAUAAAACUAUGCAUGUGUGUUUGAAUAAAACUAAGUCUUCUCUAGGUUCAUGAAGACCUUUCUAUAAUUAUUCUGUUUGGUUUGAAUAAAAUUGGAGCUGAGGCAAGUAGCCGCUUGUGGCUAGCUGUCUAGUCCAAUGCGUGUGAGGUUUGUUAGCUUGUAUUUGAAUUAUUAUGUUUCAAUCAUCUCAGCUCUUUUCAGCAAUGUAUAUAAUAAUAAAAGAUCAGACUUGAUCGA
This is a messenger RNA of Ipomoea triloba (trilobed morning glory), 1429 nucleotides long. RefSeq names its product phospholipase A1-IIalpha-like. The transcript has 3 exons. The record is from RefSeq and is a predicted model, not a curated record. Lineage: Eukaryota; Viridiplantae; Streptophyta; Magnoliopsida; Solanales; Convolvulaceae. Bases 18 to 1196 code for a protein of 392 amino acids. Gene Ontology annotation, molecular function: glycerophospholipid phospholipase A1 activity. Gene Ontology annotation, biological process: lipid metabolic process.